AUGAAUGAUUCCAAUAUAGCUAGUGAAUGUUCAGAACAUAAACUGCUACCAUAUUUAGCGGCAAUAUGUCCAUAUGGUUCAUCGAAUAAUAUACAGGGUUGUAAUGAUUUUCGAAUACUUCUGUUUUUUCUUAAGGCUGAUUGUUAUAUAAGCCAAGUAUUUCAUCCAAUAAUUCGAACACUGAUAGUGAUUGGUACCAUAUUGAAUUUAUUUUCUUUAUAUUGCUUUUUGAAAAUGAAUAAACGUAAUUCACAAAACGUUUAUUUAUCAGUAUUAUCAUUAGGUGAUACUAUUAAUCUACAAAUUAAUUUUACCUUACCAAUGUUAAGACAGAAUGAAAGAUUUGAUAACUACUUCAGAAGUUCAACAGUUUUAUGUCGUAUAGCUGGUGUAUUAGCAGAGUUUUUUUUAAUAUUUCCAACAUGGAUUGUUGUUUUAUUAACUAUGGAACGUUUAAUAUGUAUUUCAUGGCCAUUGAAACGUCGUUCAUCAUACACACAAACCCGAGCAAAAACAUCUAUACUUAUUUUGGCAACACUUGUACUAUUAUUAAGUAUCUAUCGUUUAUUUGAUUUAAAAGGUAUUGACCAAGCUAGUGUAUUUUCUGUUCUUGCUUGUAAUGGAAGCUAUAUAUCUGUGGAUUUUAUGAGAGAUUUAAAUCUAAUGAUAUGGACUAUUGUACCUGAAUGUUUUACAUUAAUAAUGAGUUUAAUUAUAAUCUAUCAAAUCAAAUUAGCUACACAAAAAUUUCAACCAAAUUAUUCUAAAGCUCGUCAAUUGAAAUACAAUCAGGCCACAAAAACAGUUUUAUUAAUAUCAAUUUUAUUUCUUUGUUUUCAUACACCAACGGGAAUUUUAAUUGCUUUAGAUUUAUUUUAUGGACGUGAUGACAAAACAUUGGGUAUUGUGAUAAUUCUUGUUUCAAGAAAAUUGACCAUUGUUCUUUAUGAAAUAAGUUUAUGUUGUAAAUUCUUUAUCUAUAAUCAAACUUUUCGAAAUUUUAAAGGAAUUUUGCACACAUCUAUUUUUCGUUUUACUCGUCGAACAAAUUCAGCUAAAUUAGGUAGACCUGUUCUGGCUAAUUCGCAUGAACAUCCACAACGUCGAACAAUUCAUUUUGGUCCAAAAAAACAAUCAAUUACAUCUCCGAUUAGUCAAACUGAUUCGUUGAUGAAAAACGUUGAAGAACAUCAUAACAUCGUCAAAACUCAUCCUCUACAAACUCGCCCAACCAGUCUAUCAAGAAUCAAUCGAGAACAACAUCAAACAAUGACUGUUAUUAUAAAUAAAACACAUGAACCGAUGCAUGUCUCAUUAUCACGAACAUCUGAUCUGUUGAAACAAUAUUCAAUAGAUAAACGUCGACCAUUAAUACUAACAGGGUCACAAAUAGCAUUAUAA
Molecule: messenger RNA, 1401 nt
Organism: Rotaria socialis
Lineage: Eukaryota; Metazoa; Rotifera; Eurotatoria; Philodinida; Philodinidae
Source: the annotation of a GenBank genome assembly